Paramuricea clavata is the source of this 541-nucleotide messenger RNA. Lineage: Eukaryota; Metazoa; Cnidaria; Anthozoa; Malacalcyonacea; Plexauridae. The record is from the annotation of a GenBank genome assembly.
AUGGUUAUUAAACUACCAGAUACGGCUAUUAAGCCACCAAGUACAGUUACUAAGCCGACAGAGAAUUCCUCACUGCCAAUGUCGCCGUUAAACGAGCGAGCUGAACUCGAACAACCGGGUGCGGUGCCAUUUGACCCAGAAAUACAAACUAAUUCGUGGUCGCCUUCACAGGUAUUUCAUAGUUUCCUUGAGAAACAGUUUCGUAGAAAAUUUUCAUAUGAACAAGUUUACGAUAUUUUAGAAGAGCAGGCAAUACCUGCAGUUGAUGUCCUUAUCGCUCCUACCCUUGAUCUUAGCGUGAUCAAUCAAAUUCCACAUCAAAACAAGAAAUUUGUUCAGGAGCGUGAUAAGAAACAGAGCGUUAUUCAACGCGCCAUGCUAAACGUUACGGGUCCUCUAUUUUCGCUUUAUGACCGACUUGAGAACAACAAUACAAUCAAUCCGUCAGAUUUAAAACUUGUGAUUGAACAGACCUUUUGUCUUUUAGGCUCCGCAACACACACAGCUGUCAAUUUUACGCCGGAAGAAAGCUCUGGCUUCU